Molecule: messenger RNA, 138 nt
Organism: Salvelinus namaycush (lake trout)
Lineage: Eukaryota; Metazoa; Chordata; Actinopteri; Salmoniformes; Salmonidae
Product: thymosin beta-11-like
Exons: 2
Coding region: 1-138 (45 amino acids)
Biological process (GO): regulation of cell migration; actin filament organization
Cellular component (GO): cytoplasm
Molecular function (GO): actin monomer binding
Source: RefSeq, a predicted model, not a curated record
AUGUCUGACAAACCCAAUAUGAGAGAAAUCUCCAGCUUCGACAAGACUAAGCUGAAGAAGACGGAGACCAGAGUGAAGAACCCAUUGCCAACUAAAGAAACAAUCGACCAAGAGAGGAAACGAGAGCCAUCGCCUUGA